Messenger RNA from Symbiodinium sp. CCMP2592, 9333 nucleotides. The record is from the annotation of a GenBank genome assembly. NCBI's taxonomy places the organism in Eukaryota, Dinophyceae, Suessiales, Symbiodiniaceae.
AUGUCGUAUUUCCCUGUUCUUCCUGGUGCAGUGGAUGAUGCUGCCACACCAGCGCCAAGUCCGAAGAUGCAUGGCUUGCAUGGGCAUGAUGCAGGUGACAUCGAGGCACCCCGUGCUCCGGUUCGAAACGUGGUUUUGACCGUCGAACAGAAGGAGAAGUUGCAGCAAUGGCAGCGGAUGGCCGAGCAUGGCUUCCAGAUUCAUCGUCGAGCCGAGCGCUAUUAUGAGCAUGUGAAUUUCUGGACGCUUUCACUGCCAUCAGUGGUCCUAUCUGCCGUGGCGACAGUUUGGACGCUGGCGACGGAGAACAGCCAGUUCGAAAACAGCCGGGUCUAUAUCGCAUCCAUCUCAGGUCUCGGCACAAUUGUCACUUCCAUCGGGACAUACUGGAGAUGGCAAGCACGCAUGGAGAAGAAUCGGUUUGCCUCCGAGCGAUACAACAGUCUGACCAACAGGCUGACGUUGCUGAAAGCCCGCCUGCAGAUGGGUGACAUCGAAUUCGCCCAUGUCUUGCAGGAAGUGGAAAGCACCAUCCAUGAGAUCCUGAAAACUUGUGGACCGCCAGACCUCUGGGUUCAGCAGCGUUUCGAGUGGGAGGAGAAGACGAGCCAGUACGAACUGCUGGACCGCCUGACGAACCUCCGCGAUGUAAGCCCUUGGGUUCGAUGCUGCUUUCCGUGCUGCUGGCAGACUGUGACGAGACUACGUGGCAACGGCGAGGUGGAGCCAUCGAGUAUUCUGGACCAAAAGAUUCGGGAAUUCAGCAAAAAAACUCAAGAUGUCAGCGUGGACGAAUUCAAAGACUACUUCUGGCAGCUGUUUCGAAUGGCAUCCAACACAAACAAUCUGGAGAUGUGCAAAAAUCUGCUACGAGCUGUCCCGAACGCUCUGAAGGAUGAGAAGGAUGUGCAUUUCCAGUCGCUGGAGCCAUCUGGGAAAUCGCCUCUGCAUUUUUCGGUCGCGGAUCAUUUUCAUCAACUGGGCCAAUGGCUUUUCGAGACCUACCCACGCGAGAUGAAAAGUCACUGCCUGAUGCAAGACCACCAUGGCCGGAUACCGCUAGACUACAUGGAGCCGCGCAAGGCUCUCCAGCCUCACCAGGAAGGCUCAGCCUUUUAUCCAGUGCUUCUCUUCGAGACUUUCCAGGAAUGGUGCACAGAGAUGGGGCCGUACACCGAUGAUCGGCACAGCUUUGAAGACAAGGAGCGAAUGAAGCGCAUCGGUGCCGAUUUGUUGAAGCGCAUUCUGGAGUGGGGCAUGAGGCAUGUGGAUGUGGCUUGCACCAAACGCCACACGGUGCUCCACCUGCUUGCUGUGCAUGGUGUGGAGGAGCAAGAAGUGUUGGGCCUGCAACGUGGAUCUCCUGCAGGGUCCGACACGGCUCACGAAACAGGUACCCUGCUUGAAAUACUCCUUCGGCAGACGGAGUUCGAUGCCGACAUCAGGGAUGCCACAGCAGAGAGCAAGGCACCCAUGGAGCUGGCCACCGAGCAGCGACAUGCCAAGGCCACUAAGCUCUUCUUUGAAGCCAUGCUGUCCGAGAUGCACGAGAUCAAAGACGACCAUCAAAAGCAGGACCGUUUCAAGGGCUUGAAAACCAUCCUGGAAGACUCGCUGAUUCAGCUUCAUGCUCGACGCGAUGGCCAUCCAGUGGAGCGAAGCAAAGACGUUAAGCAAACUUGCUGCUCGUGUGCGCAGCCCGAAAGAUUACUGGGGCGCUUGAAAGUCCAGGAUGACUUGCGAAAUUUCGUCGAGAUGAAGUUGCAGGUCCUGGGAUACGAAGCCACUCUGCUCCACUACGCAUGCGGCGCUGACCCCUUGAUUGACGCCGCAAGGCUUCAACAUGACUCUGGGGCUAGUUUGGCCCGGCGGCUGCUGGAGCAGCGUGCAGCGAACUCGCAAGAUUCUCUGCGAAAAACACCUUUGAACUGGGCCGUGACAAAGCACCUUCCUAGCAUUGCUUGGGACAUCUGUGAGUUUGGCAUCGAGAACGAUGUCGCAGAUGUUCUCGAUGACAUUGAGCAUCACUUGGCCAGCCUCCCCGAGGAAUAUGCACUCUUUCGCGUGAGCAUGGACUCUGCAAAGGCGGUUCCAGCAGGUUUCGGAUCCCUAGUGCUCUGGAUCGAAUUCGAGACAGGGGCUCGGACGUACCUCGAUGGCUGUGUGUCACCAUCUCCUGACCCGGCCAAAACUGUCUUGGAGUUUAGACCUUCGAACAUGGUGGCCCCAUUCCAGUUUCAGCUGGAUUCGGACGGUGUGCAGCUGGACAAAGUGCCUGGACGUCUGAGCUUCACCUUGGAAGGUUUGCUUCUGGGUCAGAAGGACCAUGAAACGGGCUUCGUCAUCGAAGAGCAGUGGGUAACUCUCUUUCCGAACUUGCCUCUGAAGGAGUGGUGCCAGACUACAAAGACCAAACAGCGCCUGGAGUUCAUGAACUAUCAUUCGAAGCGUGAUGGUUUUACAAUAUGGCACCUUGCGUGCAAACACAGGAAUCUUCGUUUGUCCAAGAUUCUCAGAGCUCACAAUGCGAACUACGGCUUCUGUGUCGAUUGCAAGAAGACACCGCUGGACUGUGCUGCUGCCACAGACUGCGAAGUCAUCAUGGAGGAUCGCUGUGCCGUCGUCUUAGGGCUGUCGCUGGCGCCGAAGCUUGAGGAUGCCGAUUCCGAGCUGGAAGACGGUUUGCUCACCGGGGCAAAAGCGGCAGGAGUUGUCGACUCGAAAAAGCAAGAGCUCGCCAAACUUCUCCUCUUCCACGAUUACGUCUGUAAGGCAUCAAGGCACCAGAUGUCACCCAAGAAAAUCGCUCGCAAGUACUUCUUGUACUUCAGCAUUGAGCCGGCAGUCUUGGUUGCCAUGCGAGACGUGGACGGGAAGGUGCUGCUGCAUUACGCAGCAUAUUUCGGCUUGUUUAAAGACGUCGAGUGGCUCUUGGAGAAGGGAGCACAGGUGGAUGUUUAUGACCAGAUGUCCAUCCAAGACUUCCGCUUCACGAUCAUGGACCCUCCGAAGCAGGAGCUCUGGUCGCAGCUUCAGAAGGCCUACGCCCUGACCGAGAUCCCCUUCCCGGAGUUCUGCUGCCAGAAGGCCGAGCGCGAGCCUUUCAAUGCCGUCCUGGCCUCGCCCACGGAAGAUGUCUACUGGCUCAGACAGGAAGACAUCCCGGAGUUUGCCACGCUACGGGUCUGCUUCCAGCGACCCGAGCGCUUUGACGGCUUCCGCUGGCCAGCUAAGGGGGAGGAUGGGAUUCGUCACGACGAGGGCGAGCCAGGAGCUGUGGAUGUAAAGCUGUCCAAGUGGAUGAUGGAAGCCAGGGCCUGUGAAAGGUUGCACUACAGAGUGGAGUGGCUGACUGUGAAUUUUGGGCACCAGGAUGUUUCGGUGGACGUGGACGACUUCCAGAACGGCAAGUACAUCUCCAUGCAUGUGCACAGGACACCUUUGGAUCAUGCUCUCCUGGGCGCCAUGGACAAUGCCGAGACGAUGUACAACGUGCGAGACACCGCAGAUGAGAAUACAAGUGGUAUUUCUGAAGUCCGGCUGCCACCCCAUGCGCGCAUCUGCAAGAUCCUGAUCGAACAGGCUCUCCUGUGUGAGAAGCAGGAAGGCAGAACACUGCUGGCAGAAACCUUCGCAAGCUUCUGCCGGCCGUGCCACGUCGCAAGGGGAUUGUCGAAAUACAUCGUGGACAUUCUGGUCCAGGAGCCAGGGGCCUCUGCCGAGAAGACCACUUUGCUGCAUGUCGCAGCCAAGCACGGCCUGCGAGAUGUGUGCAACCAGCUGUUGAAGUAUCGCUGCACCUUCAAGGAAGUUUCCAUGCAAACGCCGCUGGAUGUCGCAAGUGACGAAGGCACCUAUCACCUUCUGAUUCUUCCCGCUUUCGUCUCGAUCUGUCAGAAGAUCCACACGCGUGCCUUGCCGAACGAGGACGAGGAGGCCAUUGCAGCCAGAGUGGAGCAGGUAGACCAGGAGGCGACUGCGUGGCUGACCAACAUGGAAUCACGAGCCCUUUCAUUGCAGAAGAUCGUUCGUAUCUCCAAUCCGCAGCAGGGCAAGUACACAAUGGUGGACUAUGCUGCUAUGUACGGGAUGAAGCGUGUCCUGGCCCAUGUCAUCGAUGGACUGUCAGACAUCGAGGAUGAGACCAAAAUCACUUGCCCGGCUGAGAUUAUCGGGAUCGAGUCCAGGGAAAUGCCCAGAUAUGGUGAGAGAAAUCAAGUCAUCUACGACCUGCGGAGCUUGUUCACGGCAGCAGACGAUCGUUGGACUUCCCUCAAUUUGAAGCAAAAGUUGAAGGACAUGAAGGAGGCUUUCAAAGGAAAGACCAAAGAGGAGCUGGUGGAAGCUUUGAAGAGGGAGCUCCACGAGCACAUCCACUAUGUCGCUUCCCUGGACACCGAAGAGGCUAUUGAGUUUUUCGAUGCGGCACUGGAAGCGAAAGCAGAGUGGCGCAAAAAGAAGGAUGCCACCACAGGCGACACGGCACUCCACAUGGCUGCCCGCUCGGACAAUAUCGACAUCGUCAAACUGCUGUGCGAGAAAUACAAGGUGAACAAGGAAGACAAGAAUAUGAACCAGGAGCGGCCCAUACACAGUGCCGCCAGGAAUCACAGCUACAAGACGAUGAAGUACCUUUUGGAGGGAGGUGUGCAGCCAUUGCCACCAAAUUUCAAGAAGGAGCACCCCAUGCACUUGCUGGCCAAGACUCUUUCGCUCAGGUCGCCUGGCCAGAGAGCACCCGAUCCAGAGAAGUUCCAGGAAGUGAUGAGCCUCCUCAUGGCCAAGGUGGCAGAGUCGAACAGCUGGAUGAAUUUGACAAAGAGAGACGCAGAUGGCAAGUCCGCCCUGGAAUAUUUGGUCAGCUCGUGUGGCCACACGUAUGCCGCCCCGGUGGUGGAGAAGCUAGUGCAUGUGCUCCCAGCGGCGGUCCUUGAGAGCAGCUGCUUCUUCGCGGCUCUGGACAACCCAACGGGGCCUUCUCGAUUCCUCAAGGCUUUGCUGAAGAACACUGCAGACAGGAAGAUCCUGACGAAGCUGCUAGACCAAGACGAGGACCAGAAUGGGCUCAACGUGGUGCAGAUCUGUGCCCUGAAGGGCGAUGUGGAUUCCUUGAGGGAGAUUCUGAAUGCCCUGGCAGCCCCAGAUCUCCUGCGUCAAGCGCUGAUCCCAGAAGAAAUCGACGAGACGAAGCUGAACCGCAGCAUGUGCGAUCAGACUCCGCCACUCAUCCUGGCACUUCGUCAUGGGAAAGAAGAUGUGGCAAAACGUCUUGCCUCCAGAAUGUUGGGCUUGGACGAGAACCAUCGAGCCCGUGUGAAAUGGGAAGAUGAAUGUCGCAAUAGCCAGCUUAAGCAAGAUCUGAUCAGUAUCUUCAACCAGGCCGGGCAAACCUUCUUCCAGUUGAUCCGGUCUGGAGAGGUGGGAGCUGUUCGCAACCUGCUCGUUGCUCAGCCCGCGCUAGUGGAAAGUGCUGAUGCUGCUGGCAACACUGCCCUUCACGUCGCGGUGCAGAAGUCCUACAAACACCAGAAGGAGAUAGUUCAGCUUCUUCUGAGUCACGGUGCAGUGCUAAGCGAGGGUGGACAGAACCAAGAGACACCGCUGCACCUUCUGUGCCGACGAUCUGCCGCACAGAUGUACCAAAGUGGCAUGGAUUGGCCACUGGAAAGGAAAUGGGAGGAAUGCAAAGGUUGGUCGCCUUCGAAGGACAUGUUGCAAGACUCGGAAGAUGGUGCCAAAGAUGAGCUUUUCACCCUGACCAAGAUUACCGAGCUCAUCUUGAGAGAGGUGGUCUCUCGCUGUGGGGAGGACAACGCCCGGGCCGUGACGGAUGUCCUCUCCAUCCAAGCUACGGGAGGAAACAAGACACCGUUUGAUCUGGUGUCAAACUGUUUGGAUGCAGCGGCAUUUCUCUCUGACCACCCUCUGCGCAAGUACUUGAAGCAGGCAUGGCUGAAGCCUUUGCUGCCUUUGACAGAAACCAUCUCGCUGCCCGGCACGCGGAAGUUGUCGCUUCUGGGCUUGGCAGUCCUCCUGCGUGCCAACGAGGCCACGAUCCGGUUGCAACAUGAUGAUCCAUUGGAGGGUCCAGCAGAUGAGACACCUCUUACAUAUGCACUGAUGCUGCAGCAAUUUGAUUUGGUCCGCAAGAUGCUGGCCAGGAUCGAGGAGCAGAGGCUCCAUGAUCGAUUGGAGGAGGUCAUGAUGCAGCCGCAUACAGAAGGACUUCUUUUCACACCGCAGGCCAACAGCGAGCAGAUCCCGUCGCAAAUCUUCGAGGUCCUGCCCUCUCAAAAUGUGGUUCGGCUGCUGACGCGAAGUCCUGGCAUUCUGACCAGGUGCCUGCAGACUGGAAACGACACCCUUCUGGAGAACAUGCGCAGCAAGAUAUGCGCCGAAGCAAAGCGCAACCCACACUGGCCCGAGUGGCGCUUCGGCAGCGAGGAGUGGGGUGUUCUGCACAUUCUGGCAGCAAUGGGCAUGCCGGACAUGAUUCGCGAGCUCCUCCUUGAGCUGCCGCCAGAUUCACAGCAAGCCUACGUCAAUGCCAAGGAUAAGAACAGGAACACUCCGCUCCACCAUGUCCUUUAUUUUGUGGGCUGCAUUGUUGUCAGCGGGAGCAGUGAGCCGGCGUUCCAUGGCUGCUACUUCCCCAAGAACGUCGACGGCCGCUUGAGCUACUGCAUGGAAGGCAGGGAUGGUACCUGCGACCACUUCAUUCGUCUCGCCAGCGACAACGAAGAACUACAGUGGCGCUUCGAAGACAACUCCGACAACUGGUUUUGGCCUUUCAUCACCAAAGGAAAACAGAGCCCUGAUGAGGUACCAACAGACAAGUGCUGGAAAGAAUGCGAAUCCUCAGGGGAUCUGCCCGCUCUAAUCUACAAGGAUGUGGAAGACAGAAUGCACGUCAAUGUCGUGCGAGAGCUGCUGCAGUUCAAAGCAGACAUUCUGCAGCAAAACACCCGGAAAAGGACACCGCUGCACGUCUGCCUUCACCGCCGAGUCUCCAGGGCAUCCCGUGACAAGUUGCCGAAGCUGGCCCUGAAUCUGCUUGGCAUCCAUGACGGUCUGAUGCCUUCCAUGCCCCGGUUGCAGACGCUUUUGGCAGAGCUGAGGGAGGCGGAUGGCCUGAACGUCCUGGAACUAUCAGUCGCAAACAUUUGGGGCGAUGACGUUUGGAAGCAUUGGCUUCCGACCUUCUUGGCCAUGCCGGGGCUGCUGGUCUCGCACGAAGCCUUCAGUGGGCCCCUCUCCUCCGUGCAGGAUGACGUUCGAUUGCCUCGGGUGAGGCGGCCCCAAUCUGUUCCGCGACUGGUAGCGCGACUUGCAGACGAUGAGAGCUUGCCGCGCGAUGUGGAAAUCAGCAUGGCCGAGAUGGGGCUCGGAAGCUGUUUGUUGUCCUGCCUGGCGCACCAGCGCAAGACGCUACUGCGCUCCCUUCAGAAGCCUCGCGAGAGCGGCUCGAUCUUCCUGGUUCCCGAGCCUUCUUUGGAAUCUUCGCCUUUGCUCUCCUUGAAGAUGCCAAACGAUGGCCGAUUGGAGGUGGAUUUCAUCGAAGUGUCAGCGAGCGAGGACAACACCCGAGGGAACAGCAUCAACGUGCUUGUCGGCUUGUACGCGCUCGGUGAGCCGACCUUGAAGUUGAACGGCGUGCUUGGCUGCUAUCUGAAGCCUCCCUACCGGAAGCAGCUCAUCACUCCGCACUACUGGGAUUUCGGGAGCUGGGACCAAAGUUCUUGGAUUCGAUCUGUGGGCUUCCCAAGUGGAUCCAGGGAGUCAGGAAAGUACUAUUACGAAGUCUUUCUGAAGGAAGAUCCUGACGAAACACUCUUUGUUGGAGUUGCACUCGAAAGCUACGCUCCACGGCAUGAUGAUGACACAAUUGACCGAAACGAGGGUGUAUGGCUUGUGAAUGGAAGUAAAGUUUGGUUUGCGAAUGCUGAAGAAAAGAAAGACCAGUGGCAGACUCAGUGGCGAGCCGGGCAAGUCCUGUGCAUCUCAGUGGAUAUCGAUGCGAAGUCUAUGCGUAUUGCGAUCGAUGGCAGUGGGGAAGCUCAGGCUUACAGGUUUGACCCCAAAGGCAAGGCAAUCUACCCUAUCGUUGUCGCACAGACAGCUUUCAGGUUCGCAAUUCGCAAGCGCGACCUGAAUUUCGACGAGAUGUUUCCAGACUACGAGCCUUGGCUCCCUGCGGAUCAAAUCCUCAACCCGGACCAGAAGCGGGUUGUGCGCUUCAGCAACGUUCCUGCGGAUGCCGAGAGCAGUGCUGACUUGGAGCUCAAGCUCAGCACCAGCGUGGACUCUGGCACCUUCUUUGCCAGCACAAUGCUUGCGACGGCCUUUCGCCUGGGCUGCUCGUGGGACAUUGUGGAGAUCCUUCAGCAUCAGGGCUGCCGUCCAACUCUCUCAUCCUUGCUGGCAGCAUUUCGCUAUGCAAAUGCAGGGACAAAGGGCCUGCUCUUGCACGGGGACCUCGCGCGGCUGCCGCAGUACCCGAAGCUGCUUCGCCAGACCGGGGCUGGCCGGGAGGACUUGCAGCCCUGGGUCUUCGGCUCCUUCUUGAGAUACUUGCAGAACAAUGAGCUGACCAGCGAAGACAUCUCGAUCGUGUGCCAAAGGUUUGCCGACUGCGGAGCUCCGAUCAAAGCGAUGUACGGGGACUACAUUCACGCCAGAGAUGUCAACGUCCGUGCAAAGGGCAUGGUGCAUCGGCUGGAUGGGUGCUACGUGCGGCAAGACAACUCCGUUGGCUCUGGAGAAAGGCAAGUCUUCAGGAAUCUGUGUCACACGGACCAGUGGAUGAUGUACGACCCCUUCGAAAACCUGUGGAAAGUUGGUCUGACUCAGAAGACAGUAGAGGGCGGCUGGCCUGCGGAGUGGCACGCGGAAACGCCGAACUUGGAAGAUGGGAAGCUGAAGGUGGUUGUUGAUGGUAAAGACGUGGAGGAUCAGAAAGACCUGGAUGCGACUCCUGAGAGGGACCUCUCGAACUCGAACUCCAAAACACAAAGGUUAACGAAAACCUCGCGAAAAUCAGAUGAGUCUGCUGCGCUAAGAUACUUUCAGGGGAAAUAUUUGGUGGACUGCUUCACCGACUUGGCCGACCUGCUUAACAUCUCAGAGCCUCACAGGGACAUGUUCCGGAGCGAGCUGCAGAAGCAAGGAGGAAGUUCUCAAGACCGCGAUGGUGCCGCGCUUACUCUGCACAGCGCGAUCGAGACGGCUGUGAAGGAAGUCGGAGAGGAGACGAGCCAGCAGCUGCUGCAGCUGAGGGACGCCACCGGCAUGCGAGACUUAGCAGAGCUGUCUCUCGGGCUGGUGCGGAUGUGA